Molecule: messenger RNA, 3622 nt
Organism: Myotis davidii
Lineage: Eukaryota; Metazoa; Chordata; Mammalia; Chiroptera; Vespertilionidae
Gene: UCK2
Product: uridine-cytidine kinase 2
Exons: 7
Coding region: 1-1065 (354 amino acids)
Cellular component (GO): cytosol; cytoplasm
Molecular function (GO): kinase activity; ATP binding
Source: RefSeq, a predicted model, not a curated record
AUGGGGGUGGGGCUGAGCGAUGGCCCCCGGGCGCCCAUCAGCCCCUCCAUGACCGGGAGCGUCUGGCCCACCAGCACGCCACCCCUGGGCUUGCUUUCCACUCGGCUGCCCGCUUUGUGUCUGCAUCAGAGCACCGGCGGGGGUGGGUCCUCCGUCUGUGCGAAGAUCGUGCAGCUGCUGGGGCAGAACGAGGUGGACCACCACCACAAGCAGGUGGUCAUCCUGAGCCAGGACAGCUUCUACCGUGUCCUCACCUCCGAGCAGAAGGCCAAGGCCCUGAAGGGCCAGUUCAACUUCGAUCACCCGGAUGCCUUUGACAAUGAGCUCAUCUUCAAAACUCUCAAAGAAAUCAUGGAGGGGAAAACCGUGCAGAUCCCCGUGUACGACUUUGUCACCCAUUCCCGGAAGGAGGAGACGGUGACCGUCUACCGCGCGGACGUGGUUCUCUUCGAAGGCAUCCUCGCCUUCUACUCCCAGGAGGUGCGCGACCUGUUCCAGAUGAAGCUGUUCGUGGACACGGAUGCAGACACCCGGCUCUCCCGCAGAGUGUUAAGAGACAUCAGCGAGAGGGGGAGGGACCUGGAGCAGAUCUUGUCCCAGUACAUCACCUUCGUCAAGCCCGCCUUCGAGGAGUUCUGCUUGCCGACAAAGAAAUACGCGGAUGUGAUCAUUCCGAGAGGUGUAGACAAUCUCGUGGCCAUCAACCUCAUCGUGCAGCACAUCCAGGACAUUCUCAACGGAGGGCCGUCCAAGCGGCAGACCAACGGCUAUCUCAACGGCUGCACGCCCGCACGCCAGAGGCAGGCCUCCGAGCCCAGCAGCCGGCCGCACCGACCCGCCCCGAGCCCUGCCCCGCUCCCGGGCUCGGCGGCGGCAGGGGCUCGGCCGUCUGUACAGACGGUUUCCUGUGACUCUGCUCAUUUAAGAAAACAACACGGAAAAGAAAUGCCUUUGAUCUUGAAACGGAACUUGACCCCGAGCUUACACGACGAACUGUGCCAACUACCACUGGCGAUGCCUAAUCAUGCCCACCUGUACCAGUUACCAAUAUACGCGCAUAUAUAAAAGGAUCUAUUUUUGUGUAAAUGUACAAAAUCCUGUAAAGCUGUUUGCUGCUGAGUGUUUGCAGGAGGGCCCGCGCUGAGCUUCCCCGGGGCAGGUGGCCCCCGGCGUCCAGGCGGGCAGCUGGCCUGUGAGGUGGGAGCACGGGGCUCGUGGCCCACGCUGGGCACCUGCCGAAUGCACUGCUUGGAGCUGCAGCUUACUGACAUGUCGAGGAGAGAGACUUCUUUUUCUUUUGAGUUGAAAUUAGGCAAGACCUCACCCGAAAAAUCAAACUCAGGGAAGGGGCCCUUUCCAACGGCCCACCCUCCGCCCACCCCUGGCUGCUCGGGUGGCGGCGUGACGCCUCCCUCACUCCCCCGUGAUUCGGUCUCCAGAGCCAGAGCUGCCUGUCCCUCGUCCCUGGUGGGGAUCUGACUCCCAGGGAGUUUUGGACCAGACUCCCCAGGCUUUUCCCAGCCUGAGGGGCGCACAGCGGUCCCUUGCAAUCCAGGUGCUGAAGAGACUUCUGCUGGCAGAAGGGCAGCUGGCAGCCCCUCGCAGGGUGGUGACAGAGCUCUGCCCGAGCAGGGCACAGUGGCUUUGUCCCCGAGAUGCGGGGAUUGGCAGUGAGAUGGGGUGGCACGCAUCUUAGGCAGCGUCAUCGCUGGCGGCAUCACGGAUGGGCUGCCUUUCGGGUGUGGCAGCGCUGGGCGUGCGGGGAGGCGGGAAAUGGCAUUUAGGUCCUAAGCUGGAGGCUCGGGGUGAAAGGCUUGGAGUGGAGAAUUCCCUCUUCCCCGGGGGCUUCCUCUUGGCGAAUAUGAGUAGCUUUGGAAGAAGCAGGUUCUUGGACUCUGGCGGGAGGGGGUGCAAGAAGUGGGGGGAACAGUUGAAGUCUGAUUAGAGUCCGCGCCCCGGCCUGUAACUGCCCGAGACAGCCUCCCUUUCUCAGUUGCCACACCCUCAGCUUGUCCUCCACGGCCUGCCCUGCCUGUGUGUUCUGGGGGGGCCCUGCCCUGCCCUUCCCGAUGCUGCCGAGCCCAUCGGAGCCAUUCAGGUGCAUCUGCCACGUGCCCCGCGAGCACCAUCCAUGUUGACCCCCCGCUUUUUUGGACCUUAUUUGACUCUAACUCUGUUUUGCUGUUUCAAACCUAAACCCCAAAAGAGCUUUGCCGCCCCUGAGACAGUGGGGAGACGUGUCACAGGCCUGAGGGUGCUCCUGAUCCUGCAGCCGCCUGGUGGGGCACGGGCUCUGAGGGCUCCAGGCGGGGUGCUGGGUUUCAGAAUCAGUGUUCAUUACCUUUCCCAUCCUGCCUUGCACGGCUCUGAGGUGGAGGGUGGAGGGCAGGCCUGGGUUGGGGUCCUCCUGCCCUGGGGCCUGUGUGCUCCGGGAGGCCCGCCCCUGUGCCGGAGCCCCGCCCUGUCCGUCAGCGGGUAGCACCCUCAACUUUACUUGAAGCUCCCAGGUGCCAAACCAUUUAGUGCCUUGGCUGUGGGUCCCCCUGCCUCGGAAGGUGGGCUUUCUCAUCUCAGCCUUGACUACGUAGCCGCCUCAUCCACCCGUGGUGUGGGUGCUAAGCCGCUGUGGGCUGCCCGGCCUCCUGGUAAAACCAUCUCCAGUUCUCAGUGGCUCUGCUGGGGACGCUGACCAUGGCCCGGUUCUGGGAACCCUGUGUCCUGGGCCAGGAAAGGGGCCGCCCUGCCGAGCCCGGCAUUUCGCCAACUGAGGCUGAACUUGAGCUUCUGUAGGACAAUCUUGGGCUGGCGUUCGAGAGCCGCUUCUCCCUCUGCACGCCCUCCCACGCAUUGUCCGCAGACCAGGCGCGUGGGAAACGGGCAUGAAGCCACGGCCGCCUGCGCGAAGGCCUGGCCCGCACCCCCUCAGGCUCACGGAGCUCCUGCUGCGGCCUCCGUGGGCAGCCCGGCCAGUGGGGGCAGAGGAGGGGGAGGUGUGAGGAAGCGCAGGUGCUGACCUCGGUGUCCUGUGGGAGUGGGUGGCGUGGCCCUGGGAGGCCACAGGAGCUCGGAGGCCGAGGGUGGUGACGGGAGGGUCUCCAGCGCCCCCUUUAGAACAGCGGCCCUGCAGAGCCGCUCUGCUCCGCUCCUGCUGCAUGGCCCCUGGCUUCCUCUCCCCUGGGCUCAAUUGGACACUUGUCUGGGUGCCAGUGGGUCACCAGCCUCAGGCCACUGGGUCAGGCUGCAGGCAGGUGGGGAGGGGGAGGGGCUGGAGCCCAGCUGGUGGAGGGUCACCCGAGUGCUGGGUUUGGCGGGGGAGGGGGCCGGCUCUGCCCUUCACCCCGUCCUCUGGGUGGUGGACAAGGGAGGGCGUCGCUGGGCUGAGUGGAGCUCAGAGCCCCUUUGAUCUCUAGCCCUGCCUCCCUCGCACGUGGGCAGGUGGCAGGUGUGGCAGGGCCUCCUCACUGCUCUUCCGGUGGCGGAGCCCAGCUGGGGAGGGACUUGGGCCUUUUUCUUUGAGACGCUUGCUCCCCGCUCUGCCUCCUAACCGGGUCUCAAUUGUUCAGUUACAGGAAUGGCCACAUGCAAUGUACUUAGUUGUAAAUAAAGACUGAACAGAAAGCCA